Messenger RNA from Aspergillus welwitschiae, 1206 nucleotides. Its product is annotated as Zn(II)2Cys6 transcription factor domain-containing protein. The record is from RefSeq and is a predicted model, not a curated record. NCBI's taxonomy places the organism in Eukaryota, Fungi, Ascomycota, Eurotiomycetes, Eurotiales, Aspergillaceae. Gene Ontology annotation, molecular function: zinc ion binding; DNA-binding transcription activator activity, RNA polymerase II-specific. The transcript has 2 exons. Gene Ontology annotation, biological process: regulation of transcription by RNA polymerase II. Bases 40 to 1206 code for a protein of 388 amino acids.
GUCGGCUCUUGGCCUUGCCAGGGCCAUCGGUUUUUUACCAUGCCGUCGCGUCGGUCUCAUCGCAAGUCUCGUCACGGAUGCAUUGCCUGCAAAAGGCGAAGGGUUAAGUGUGAUGAGCGUCAGCCGGAAUGCAGCAAUUGUGUGAAUCGCAGCACUGAAUGCGUCUACGCUCCGAGGGAAGUCGAGUUGGGGCAGGCUUCACAGACCGAGAACUCGUCUGUUCGCCGCCAGUCACCAGCUGCGUCUUCUACUCCAUCAUCCUCAGGCUGGAUGGCGAGCAGUGACUCUCUUCCACGAGCCCCCGAGCUGAAUCUUAGCGAUAUGGAACUGCUUCUUCAGUGGUGCUCUUCGACAUACGCUACCAUGGCCCACGACCAGCAGUUCGAACAUCUUUACCAAUACGUGUUGCCAAAGCAGGGCUUAGAGUAUCCAUUUGUCCUGCAUGGCUUACUAGCAUUGUCUGCCCUUCAUAUCGCCCGCGCCAGCGAUCCUGCGUCCAGGACCCGCUACUUCUCAAUCGCACUGGAGCAUCAAAACCGCGCACUCGCCUUAUUCCGGCCGGUCGUCUCUUCCAUUAACCGUGACAAUAGUCACCCCAUCUUCGUAUUUGCCAGUUUACUUCUGCAACUGGCGUUCGCCAUUCCGACUUGUUCUCCGCUCAUCGAGACCCAUGACUCUGUUCAGGACCUCCUCCAGGCAUUUACACUGUGCAGAGGGCUUCGGGAGAUUCUGGGCGCAUCGUGGCAAUGGGUCAAAGAAGGGAAGUUGGCGGAUGUGUUCACGCAGGUGGAUGACACCAAACAUUGGCCUCUUCCCGAAACCCUUGAAGUGGCCCUGUCCCAGCUGAAGUACCUCAAUGAGACUCGAGGAAAGCGAUCUGGGGACCGUGAUGCGGACUGCUACGAUGAGGCUAUCAAUCAUCUGAAAGACAUGAUGGAGAUCUACCAAGACAAACCGCGCCGUAUUGAAUUGGCCCUGCGGUGGCCUUUCGGUCUCGCAUCCAAAUAUUUAAAGCUUCUUAAAGAGCAUGACCCAAUGGCACUUGUGAUACUAGCUCAUUAUUGCCUUGUACUGCAUCACUUCAGGCACCAUUGGUGGAUGGAAGGCUGGAGCUUCCGCGUCGCGCAUAGUAUUUGGGAUCAGCUGCAUGAGUCCUGGAGACCAUAUGUCUCUUGGGUCGUAAAGGAGGUAGGGUUAGAGGUGUGA